GGGUACUAUAGCUUCAGUGCAGACGACGCGAACUUUUGUCUUAUUAAUACUUUUUUUAAGCUCGUUUAGUUUUUCUCUUUUUUUACGUACGAAUAUUUUGUUUGAUUAAAGACACUAAAUUAUUUUUGCGUUUGUUUUCAUUUUGUAGGCACCUGCCCAUCCACCUACUUUACUUGCACUGAUGGCGGUUGCAUCCCCAUGCGCUGGAAAUGUGACUCUAAGAACGAUUGUGCCGACGGCUCUGAUGAACCGAGUGAAUGUGUGAACGCCUCCAAAUGCAAUGAGGGUCAAUUUCAAUGCACACAUUCUCGCAAAUGCAUACCCAACAAUUGGGUGUGUGACAGCGAAUAUGACUGCGGCGAAUUCGAUACAUCCGAUGAGACAAAUUGUCACAGCGAUGAACAGAAAUGCCUGCCAUACCAAAGCGAGUGCAACAACGGUGUGUGUCUGGAGAUAUCGCGCUUCUGCGACGGCACCUGGGAUUGCGACAGUGACGAGCUGAAGUGUGAUAAACAGGAUGCAGAAUGUGCGCACCUCAAUUGUUCCUUCAAUUGCAAGUUAACCUCGCGUGAGGGUGCCACUUGCUAUUGCCCGCCGGGUCAGGUGGCCUUCAAUGGCACCCAGUGCAGGGAUUUUGACGAGUGCGGUGUGGAGGGCACCUGCGACCAGCUGUGCCACAACACGCUCGGAUCGUUUGAGUGCAGCUGUGUGUCGGGCUAUUCGAGACAAAAGAAUCGCUGCUUGGCAAUAAAUGUGCCGACGAGUGAAAACGCUUCCCUGGUAUUUUUCACACAAACUGAUAUGCGGAGGGUCGACAGCAAUGGCGAGCUGCAGGACCAUUUUGUGUCCGGCGAGGUGUCCGCUAUUGAGAUAUGGCAUCGCAAUCGAACGGUAUGUGCUAUGUACUCCAGCGCUUGGACGACGGUGAGCAUGCGCUGUCAUCGCAUCGAUGAUCUGAAUGCUAAUUGGCUAAUGCCUUUGCCGGAAAUGGUAGCCAGCAUGCAUUCCAUUGAUAAGUUACUGUUGGACUGGAUAUCGGGUAACUGGUAUUUUCUCAACAAUGAGCUGAGCGUCGUUUUUAUGUGCACGAAUUCUAUGCAAUACUGUAACCUACUGCUGGAGGAUGUAAUGAAUCCCUCGUCAUUGGUUUUGGACCCCACCAAAGGUUUUCUAUUUUUUACCGAAUGGAGUCCCAGUUUGUCUCGCGUCACGCUCGACGGACGCAAUCGCACCAUUUUGGUUUCCACACAGAUUUAUUACCCCAGUCGCAUGACAUUGGAUUUACCCAAUGAACAUAUUUACUGGAUAGACAUCUAUAAGGACUUCAUAGAGCGUGUCGAUUACGAAGGCCGUAACCGUUGGGCCAUGAAGAAAACCGCAGACACUCACGUGGUCCUGAAAUCCCUGCACGCCGUAGAAGUGUUCGAGAACACCGUAUACAUAGCGCCUUGGGUUGAUACAGUUAUUGUGAAAAUCAACAAAUUCACACUAAAAGCGGAGGAAAUCGUGAAGGACGCAGAGAGACCGUAUGAUUUUCGAAUAUUCCAUCGGCAAAAGCAGCCUGAAGUGGCGCAUCAAUGUCGCGAUAACAACGGCGAUUGCAGUCAAAUUUGUGUGCCGUUAUGGACGAAGAAUUUCGCCACCGCCCAAUGCCAGUGCACCGCCGGUUAUAAAUUACGCAACCGCACGGACUGCGUACAGCUGAACAAUAACAAAUUUCUGCUUUAUGCCAAGGAACGUUUGUCCAGCAUCACCGGUGUCUCGUUGAAUGUGCUGGAGGUGCAACAGUUGCUCAAACGAAAUGAGCACACCGACGCCAUUGUGCCGCUAUAUAAUGUAACCAGACCACUGAGUAUCGACAUUAACGUGCGUGAUAAAUUGAUAUAUUUCGUUGUGAUGAAAGCCUCGAGUUAUGCGCUCUACAGCCACUCCAUUGUAAGCGGAAAACGCACAGUGCUGACCAAUGGCAGCGGCAGCUCCUCGAUCUUGGCCUACGAUUGGAUCGCGCAACACAUGUACUGGGGUGAGGGGAAUUCACUGCGUGUGGCGCCCAUCAAAAAUAUGAGCAACAUUUUCACCUUGCCGCUAGGCGAAAUGCCCAUCUCUUUGGUGCUUCAUCCCGCCGAAGGCAUGCUGUAUUUUAGCGCUUGGAUAGGCGAUGCGAAGGGGAAAAUCUAUAGCGCAUGGCUCGAUGGUACGCACAGAAAGGUGCUUGCUGAGAGUGUGAAGGAUAUGCCCAUGUCAUGGCCACUCAGCUUGAGCAUCGAUCGUAGAGGCAAAAAAAUAUAUUGGUGUGACGUGAAAACGAAUAGCAUAGAACGUAUGAAUGUGGAUGGAACGCAACGUACUUUACUCUUUAAAGACGCCGAAUAUCAACCCAUAUCGGUGGCGUUUCAUAACGGCGUUGUUUUCUGGGCGGAUAAGAAGAAAGGAACUAUACACCGAUUCACCGUGAACUCUCACACCGUUAAGACAGCAGCGAAGGGCAGUCAAAUGGGCGUACAUCUUUUGGAACGUGGCGAUACAACACACCUUAAAGUUUACGACUCCGAAAGCCAGCCAGCCACGGUUGCUUUGAACGCAUGUGCCACAUCAAAUUGUCCUGGCAUUUGUUUGAACACUCCACAAGGUCCCGUCUGUCGUUGCCCGGAUAAUUUCACGCUCAAUGCUAAUGGCUUGCAGUGUAUUCCUCAAAUGUUGCUAAGUGAGCCGACGGACAACUGCACUUCGGGUUUUCAAUGCAUUAAAUCGAAGCAAUGUGUAAAUACGAAGGACGUGUGCGAUGGCUUUGACGAUUGCAAUGAUGGCAGUGAUGAGAGCAGCGAACCGAAUGGACCGUGCAAUAUCAAUAAAUGUGAUUUGAGUUUGCAUUUUGUCUGCAAUAAUCGUUGCUAUCAACGCGCGCUGCUUUGCAGCUCCAUUGUGUACUGCAAAGAUGGCACCGAUCAGCAGAAUUGUGAGACACACACUUGCAAUAGCAACGAAUUCACUUGCGCAAAAAGCGGAAAGUGCAUCCAGUUGUCGUGGGUGAAUGACGGUGUGGCAGAUUGUGGUCCAGAUGACUCUUCGGACGAGAUGACGGAUUUUGAUUUAGAAGAAAAGUGUCCAGAAUUCGAUUGCAAAAAUGGCAAGUGCCGACCAUUUUCCGACGUUUGUGACGGCAUAGAUCAGUGCGGCGAUAAUUCUGACGAGCGUGGUUGCGAGUUUGAGUGUGGGCGCGAUGAGCACUACUGUGUACCCAUUGGCUGCUAUGGGGAACUGCACAUGUGCGACGGCAUACAAGACUGUGUUGAUUUUAGUGACGAAGCCAAUUGCAAUGAAACAAAGAGUGACAAUCACCCAAUCGAUUUGGGCGACGUACAUGCCUGUGGCAGUAAGGAGUUCGGUUGUACAGAUCCGUUUGAGUGCAUCCCGGAGUUUUUACGCUGUGAUGGUAUUCCACACUGUUUCGACAAGUCCGAUGAACUCAAUUGCACAACAUUAAAUGCUUCCCGAGCCGAUUUCAAUGAGACAAUAUUUUCAUGCGAGGCACCCGAUCGCCUCUGUGCUGUGUCGAAUAAAUGCAUUACUGUUCACCAGCUGUGUGACGGUAACAUUGACUGUGAAGACACGACCGAUGAAGGAUUUUUUUGUGCCGACAAAAUGUGCGACAAGACGAACGAGUGCUCGCACUAUUGUCACAACGCGCCAGAGGGCUUCGUGUGCUCUUGUCCGCCACACAUGUUCCUGCAGCCAAAUAGGCAUCGCUGCAGCAUGCAGCAUGCGUGCGAACAUUGGGAUACUUGCUCGCAAAUUUGCGAAACUGUCGGCAAAGUAUACGAAUGCAAAUGCCACGAAGGCUAUGAUUUGGAAUACGAUCGCUUUAGUUGUAAGAGCACCGCAGUAGAUGAACCCUAUGUUAUAUUCACGAAUCGCCAAGAGAUACGUGGAGUCAAUUUGAGAAAGUCGGUGGUGAGCAAUUUCUAUACGUCGCUCCGUAAUACGAUAGCUUUGGACUUUCUAUACAACAACGAGUCGGUACAGAUUUUUUGGACAGAUGUAAUUGAUGACAAAAUAUAUCGCGGUUAUUUGGUGGGCGAAAGUUUGCGAAAAGUGGAGGCGGUGGUGCAUUCAGGCUUAUCCACCACCGAAGGUUUGGCGGUAGAUUGGAUCGGUAUGAAUCUGUAUUGGGUCGAUUCGAAUUUGGAUCAGAUAGAGGUAGCUAAGUUAAAUGGUAGCUUUCGGCGUACUUUGGUUGCCGGUGCGAUGGAGAGUCCACGCGCUAUCGCAUUGGAUCCACGAGAAGGUCUUCUUUUCUGGACUGAUUGGGAUGACAAUUUUCCUCGUAUCGAACGCUGUUCGAUGGCAGGUGAAUAUCGGCGCACUAUAUCCACUACGUCUCAAGUGUCAGCUGGUUGGCCAAACGGUCUGACAUUGGAUUACACACAGAAACGUGUGUAUUGGGUGGAUGCUAAGUCGGACUCAAUAUCAACCAUCAAGUAUGACGGUUCUGAUCAUCAUUUGGUGGUGCGUGAUAAGGACAUAUUAUCGCACCCUUUUGCAAUAUCUGUAUUUGAAAACUACGUGUACUGGACGGAUUGGCGGACAACAUCUGUAAUACGGGCCAACAAGUGGAACGGUUCGAAUAUACAGGUAAUACAACGUACACAGACCCAGCCCUUUGGCAUACAAGUGCUGCAUUCAAGUCGUCAACCGAGGGGUGAGAAUCCCUGUGGCACUAAUAACGGCGGUUGUUCGCAUCUGUGUUUGCUGACCGUUAAAAAAGGUUACAAAUGCGAAUGUCCGCACAUAAUGCGCUUGGAUCCUGCAGACCAUCGCACUUGCGUACCUAAUGAACAGGUGCUGCUCUUCAUAAUGGGUGACGAGAUACGCGGCAUCGAUUUGAUGCAGCCUAACCAUCACACCAUACCCACCAUACGGCAAUCACCACAGGUACUUGCGCCACAACGCAUUGACUUUACCGUCGACGACAGUCGAAUUUAUUGGUCUGACAUACAACUGAAUGAAAUCAAAACGGCUGGCAUUUCAAAUGGACUUAUCGACACCAUCAUCAACACUGACAUACACAAACCGUAUGGGUUCGCCAUUGAUUGGAUAGCCCGUCACAUGUACUUCUCGACCGGUAAAACGAAGUGCCAGAUACUGGCGAGCAAUUUGAAAGGCGAGUUCGUUACAGAAAUACACAGAGAUCUCAAUUUGGUGGAGAGCAUUGCUUUGGAUCCAGCUAAGGGAAAGAUGUAUUGGAUACACUCCGAACGAGACUCAGAACUGUGGCUAAUUGAGCAGAGCAGCUUAGAUGGCUCUUCCCGUAGCGUUGUUUUCCAAUACAACAAGACUUUGCUGAGCUUGACGAUGGACUUUGAUUCACAGCGUUUGUAUUACGUCUACGACAAUUCCGGCAUUGCCUACUACGAUAUUGUGCGAAAGAUAAUGGUUGAGACAUUGCAAUCAAGUGAAAUUAUGACC
Messenger RNA from Bactrocera dorsalis (oriental fruit fly), 5466 nucleotides. Its product is annotated as prolow-density lipoprotein receptor-related protein 1-like. Lineage: Eukaryota; Metazoa; Arthropoda; Insecta; Diptera; Tephritidae. Gene Ontology annotation, molecular function: calcium ion binding; protein binding. The record is from RefSeq and is a predicted model, not a curated record. The transcript is spliced from 18 exons. The annotation marks the transcript as partial.